GCUUUGUUGGUCAUUCCAAUUUUUGCAACUCUAGAUCUAUAAAUAAGACUUCCCUUUCAGGCAUAAUCUCCCAGCCAGUUAGCACACUACGAAGUUUACAUACGCAAAGCUUUGUAAAAUGAAGACAAGAAGCCCAAUACUGUACUUCCUCUCACUAAUAAUCUUCAUCUUCUCCACCUUCACGACAAACCCAACAAAAUGUCUCGUCACGACCGAUUCCGCACCGAAUCCGGUACUCGACGUAGAAGGCAACGAGCUCCGAAAAGGAAUUGACUAUUACGUACUUCCUGCGAUCCUCGGCAACAGCGGUGGACUAACCCUAUCGUCCACCAGCAACGCCACCACAGCUUGCCCGCUAGACGUUGUCCAAGAGCAACACGAGGUUGAUAACGGCCUCCCUUUGACCUUCUCCCCUGUGAACCCCAAAAAAGGCCUGAUUCGCAUCUCCACGGACGCGAACAUCAAGUUCUCCGUCGCAAUUGUUUGUGUUCGGUCAACCGUGUGGAGGCUCGACGGCUACGAUGAAUCUGUGGGGAAGUCAUUCGUGACGGCUGGCGGCAUCGAAGGAGACCCUGGUCGGGAGACCGUAAGUAGUUGGUUCAGGAUCGACGAGUAUGAAGGUGAUUACAAGCUUGUUUUCUGCCCGAUGGUGUGCAACGUAUGCAAGGUUCGUUGUGGUGAUAUAGGUGUUUACAUGGAUGUGCAUGGAACGAGGCGUUUGGCACUUAGCGACGUGCCGUUGAAAAUCAUGUUCAAGAAGGCGUAAUUGGUUGCGGUGCUACACCCACCACUUAACAUUUCACAGCCUGUCUCGAUAAUUGGACCGUCUAAAAUACUUUUGGAUGAUGAAAUUGAGAACAGAGAGAGAGCGGUGAAUGUUGAGCGGACGUGGACUUUUGGCUUAAUUGGUCCGUUUUCUUUGAAAUUCUUGUUGUGAACGUUGCAAUAAAGGAAACACAAGCAAUAUCCAUUGACUCCGUGAUCCUAUUGUAAACCACAUGAAUAAAACCAUCUUUUCCUAUGAAAUUUUAAA
Rhododendron vialii is the source of this 1033-nucleotide messenger RNA. Its product is annotated as miraculin-like. Lineage: Eukaryota; Viridiplantae; Streptophyta; Magnoliopsida; Ericales; Ericaceae. The transcript has a single exon. Bases 119 to 766 code for a protein of 215 amino acids. The record is from RefSeq and is a predicted model, not a curated record. Gene Ontology annotation, molecular function: endopeptidase inhibitor activity.